Mirounga angustirostris (Northern elephant seal) is the source of this 954-nucleotide messenger RNA. It is a transcript of the gene CLXN, whose product is annotated as calaxin. The transcript has 7 exons. The record is from RefSeq and is a predicted model, not a curated record. The coding region runs from base 154 to 792 and encodes 212 amino acids. Gene Ontology annotation, molecular function: calcium ion binding. Lineage: Eukaryota; Metazoa; Chordata; Mammalia; Carnivora; Phocidae.
CGAGGCGUUGCCAUGGCCCCUCUGUGAGUUAGGGCCGCGCGCGCGCGCCGGGUUGGGGAGAGCCGGCCCAGUUGCCCCAGGCCCAGGGCAAGCAAGGGUCCCGUCAGCCGCGCGCCCCUGAACACACGCCGCUCCCAUUUCCCGACCGCAGGCAUGAACCGCAAGAAGCUGCAGAAGUUGACGGACACCUUGACUAAAAAUUGCAAGCACUUCAAUAAAUUUGAAGUGAACUGUCUUAUAAAUCUUUUUUAUAAUUUGGUGGGAGAAGUAACAGAGCGGCAAGGUAUCACCAUUGGGCUAGAUCGUAAUGCAUUUCGAAAUAUCCUGCAUAUGACAUUUGGAAUGACAGAUGACAUGAUUAUGGACAGAGUAUUCCGAGGUUUUGAUAAAGACAACGAUGGCUGUGUAAACGUAUCAGAGUGGAUUUAUGGAUUGUCAGUAUUUCUUCGAGGAACUUUGGAAGAAAAAAUGAAAUAUUGCUUUGAAGUGUUUGAUUUGAAUGGUGAUGGAUUCAUUUCAAAGGAGGAAAUGUUCCAUAUGUUGAAGAACAGCCUUCUCAAACAGCCAUCUGAAGAAGACCCUGAUGAAGGAAUUAAAGAUUUGGUUGAAAUAACACUUAAAAAAAUGGACCAUGACCAUGAUGGGAAGCUGUCUUUCUCAGACUAUGAACAAGCUGUGAGAGAAGAGACCCUUCUACUGGAAGCUUUUGGACCAUGUCUUCCUGAUCCAAAGAGUCAUAUGGAAUUUGAAGCCCAAGUAUUUAAAGAUCCGAAUGAAUUCAAUGAUAUAUGAAUACCUAAAUGUCUGUGUUGUCUCAAAAUCACCCCCAGCUCUUCCACAGUCAUCCAGAGCUGAUGGUAAUUCUCACCUAGUGUGGCCAAGAAAGGAUGGCAACUGCAUUUGACAUGGAGAGAUUAUUAUAAACGAUCCAUAAUAAAAUAGAAAUUUAACCUA